CAACACCCUCAAAACCAUCCCUGCACUAAGCUUCUUCCUCACACUAAGAAAGCCUUUUGUAUAUCUAUAAAAUAAAAUACAAACAUGGCCACCUCUGCGAUCCAAAACUCCGCCUUCGCCGGCCAAACAGCUCUCAAGUCACAGAAUGAGCUCGUUAGGAAGGUUGGCAGCUUUGGUGGUGGCAAGAUCACCAUGAGACGUACUGUUAAAAGUGCACCCGAAAGCAUUUGGUACGGACCUGACCGUCCCAAGUACUUGGGACCGUUCUCAGAGCAAACUCCAUCAUACCUUACUGGUGAAUUCCCUGGUGACUAUGGAUGGGACACUGCCGGGCUCUCAGCUGACCCCGAGACCUUUGCCAAGAACCGUGAGCUCGAGGUGAUCCACUGCAGAUGGGCUAUGUUGGGAGCACUAGGCUGUGUUUUCCCUGAAAUCCUUUCCAAGAACGGAGUCACAUUUGGCGAGGCUGUGUGGUUCAAGGCCGGAUCCCAAAUCUUUUCUGAAGGAGGCCUUGACUAUCUUGGCAACCCGAACCUGGUUCAUGCUCAGAGCAUUCUUGCCAUUUGGGCUACUCAGGUUGUGCUCAUGGGACUAAUUGAAGGAUACAGAGUUGGAGGAGGUCCUCUUGGUGAGGGACUCGACGCGCUUUACCCAGGAGGGGCUUUUGACCCUCUUGGUUUGGCUGAUGAUCCUGAAGCAUUCCCAGAGUUGAAGGUAAAGGAGGUCAAGAAUGGAAGACUAGCAAUGUUUUCAAUGUUUGGAUUCUUUGUCCAGGCUAUUGUUACCGGAAAGGGUCCAAUUGAGAACCUUUAUGACCAUGUAGCCGACCCUGUUGCCAACAAUGCCUGGGCUUUCGCCACCAACUUUGUUCCUGGAAAGUGAAAAUAUGUAACUUUUAUUGCUCAGCUGUAAAAUUGUACUUGUUUUGUGACAUUCAAGUUCUGUACUCAAUCUGUUUGAUCCUCGCGGAUAUUGCUAAUAUAGCUGAGUGGAAUAUGUAUUUCUGGUA
Messenger RNA from Daucus carota subsp. sativus, 1009 nucleotides. Its product is annotated as chlorophyll a-b binding protein 37, chloroplastic. The record is from RefSeq and is a predicted model, not a curated record. Gene Ontology annotation, biological process: photosynthesis, light harvesting in photosystem I; response to light stimulus. Bases 85 to 882 code for a protein of 265 amino acids. Lineage: Eukaryota; Viridiplantae; Streptophyta; Magnoliopsida; Apiales; Apiaceae. The transcript has 2 exons. Gene Ontology annotation, cellular component: chloroplast envelope; plastoglobule; chloroplast thylakoid membrane.